Messenger RNA from Monomorium pharaonis (pharaoh ant), 4011 nucleotides. Its product is annotated as breast cancer anti-estrogen resistance protein 3 homolog. The transcript has 7 exons. Gene Ontology annotation, biological process: positive regulation of peptidyl-serine phosphorylation; small GTPase-mediated signal transduction. NCBI's taxonomy places the organism in Eukaryota, Metazoa, Arthropoda, Insecta, Hymenoptera, Formicidae. The record is from RefSeq and is a predicted model, not a curated record. Bases 1177 to 3573 code for a protein of 798 amino acids. Gene Ontology annotation, molecular function: guanyl-nucleotide exchange factor activity; phosphotyrosine residue binding.
AAACUUUUUUAAUUUAAUAUCUUAGUUUGAAAAAUGACAAAUUAAUUAACAACUUUAUAGAAAUUAGUUUUUUACCCUAAAAUACUUUGGAUGAUAUUCUGAAAAGUCUACCUAGUUGCGCCAAACGAAAUAAAUGUUUCGCUUUUUAACUUUAAAUUAAUUUAUCACAGCUCUUUUUCGAAAAAGUGAACAGCUGGGAUUCUCUCAGUGGAAUAAUUUUCCUGGAAGCCAAAUGUGAGAUAUAAAGAGACGAACAGAUUGUGAAUGUUAUCAAGCGAGUCCCGCAUCAAGCGGUAAAAUAUUUAACUUGGUUUAUCUCUACAGCCGUCUGUGCUACUGUGUACAAUGGAAGUACAACAUGGUCUGCAAAAUUACGCAUUUAUACUUUUUUAAAAUUACUUUCUUCUAUGCGUAACUAGAUAUAUUUUACAUACGAUCAGUGAAUAUUCCCUCUAUCAUUCCCGUUUUUAAUCUAUUUUUUUAUUUUUCUCUCGUCUCUCUCUAUCUCUCUCUCCCUGUUAUGAACUCACGUCAAAAAAUCGGAAGUCACAAGUAUUGUAGUACAGUUCCGCAACGUACGCGAAAAUCGAGAUCAAUAACUUCGCGGCGACGAGAAUUGCGUCUAAACUGUCCCUCACUUUUGCGGUCGAUGGCGCCUCUCUAAACAUCGCAUAUAUAUCUCCAGCAAACAGGAACGUUAUCACCAUCGCCAGGUAUUAUGUUCGCUUACGAGGGAUACCAGCGAGCGAUACGCAGAAGGAACGAGUUAUAUAUAUCUAUACAUAUAUCUACACAACCACACACACACAGAGGCACACAACACACACGUAUAUUUAUAGACAAAAAGAGAGGAACGAGCAGGUAGACGCGAGCAAGUGCAAAGGUGAGAAAGAGGUAGAGAAGUGGAUAGCGGUCGGACAUACACAGAAGAGAAAGAGAGAGAGAGAAAAGGACAGAGAGAGAGAGACAGGCGAACGGCUUUACAAACCUGCAUUCCUUCUACUCCGCUUUUUCAAACGCGUACAAGCCGCCGCCGCCGGCCGCUGCAUCGAGCGACCGACCGGCGGCCGCGGUGCAUUCAAGUUCGACGCGAGCCGCUUACACGCGCGCGGCUCAAUGAAAUCGCGAUCGUGACAAGGUGUAUUCCCUCGCGCGAGUGUGAAAAGGAAAAAAAAAAUGGAAUCCACGAAACUGGGGGAGGAUGGCGCGAGCAUACGCAUAGCAUGGAGCUUUCGAUUCCCAUCUAUGGGUACUCUGCAGAACCUAGGUACCAACAGCCGACGACGCAAGCGGAAUGGCCUCGCCACGUCGGAAUCGUCUAAGGAUCUUCGGCAGAAGAGACACACGAUACACCUGCAGCCGGAAGUGAUCAUUCAGAAGGAGCCGUGCCUGAUCGUGACUCCGCCGUCACCCGAGGAUCACGAGGAUAACGAAGGGACGCCGGAGGAAGACAGCGACGCAAGGGUGAACCGCCGCGAGUAUCCUCCAAGCGAGCGGGAGUCACCCCCGACGAAGGCACCCGAAAACAGUAACAACCUGUCCCCGCCGAUGGAGCCACCUGAGGAGACCACUCGCAAACUCUUGGAAAGAGAAUUACGCCUUCUCGAUCCUCGGGAUCUACGAUCGCACGCCUGGUACCAUGGCAGUACAUUGCGCGGUGGUCGGAAAGGUGCGGAGGCGGAAGUGCCGAAUGAUGGGGACUUCUUGGUGCGUGAUUGCGCCUCCCAACCCGGCAAUUAUGUCUUAACUGUACGAUGGAAAGGUCAACCGUUACAUUUCGUCAUCAAUCGAGUCAUAAUUCAACCUGAUACUGUUUACGAAAGGGCUCAGUAUCAAUUCGAAGACGAAGCCUUCGAUACCGUCGCCGACCUGAUAACCUUCUACGUUGGUAGCGGUCGACCGAUUAGCCAAGCCAGCGGGGCUCGAAUAGUUACUCCAAAGCCCAGAUCGGUGCCAUUAACAUGCGUCCCAGGGCCCACGAGUAAUCAGCAUUGCUCUAGUCCUUCCUCCACCUCUCUGUCGACCGGGUCACCCCCUCGUCUACCAAGAAAACAGCAACGCAGCCACUCUCUGACCGCUCAGCAUCAUGUGCCAGACCAGCAUGUCGCUCGGGACAACAAUCAACAAACGGGACAACAGUUACCAAUCCAAUCUAGCACUCUACCGCGUGUACCGCCAAUUCAAAACCAGCCGCCCUCUUGUUCCCUAUCGCUGGGUCGUCAAAAAAUCACCCGGGUGAUAUCGGAUCCAGCGUUACAGCAACAACAGCAACAGCCAUUGAGUCUGAAUCUUCAAAACGCUCUGAGUACGGCGCCCCCCAAGCCUCCCAGAGUACCUUACGUGCCGAAUCAUCAACAUCACCAUCAUCACUAUCAUCAUCAUCACCACCAUCAUCAUCAGAGCUAUCAGGCCUCCGGCAGCGACAGCGGUAACGGAUCUGGAGACAGCGAAUUCGAGACCAAUAAUUCUGGUGGUGCUAGCAAUCCCUCGGCGCCAAUCAAGGGAGUGGUGAUACGCAGCCAUUAUAACACCAGUAACGACGGUAUCAAUGGCAAUGGCAAUAGCGAAUACGAAUUAACGGCAGAGGAACAAUUAGUAGUAGCUGCACCGUCUCUAGAAAUCACAACGAUGCUCGAUAUCGAAGGUUUUACAACACUGCUGUUACCAGCCGGCGAACACAAGCCUCUAGACCCAACAGCCCUGAGAGGAGUCUCGGGAAUGUUACUGGAUUCGGCACCAAGAGUGCUCGCCUCUCAUCUCACGAAGCUCGAUCUUGAAGUGGCGCUACAACCUGGACCGGGAAAUAGAAGCGGAUUAAGCGGCAUCGAAUUGGCGACUCUUCCCCACGGUAGACAAGCUAGAUUAGAUCUCAUUGAAAGAUCCGAAUGUCUGAAACUGUUGGUGGCGGUCACCGUGCUGGCUGGCGCUACAGCUAUAGAGAGAGCGGCUACCAUCAGCAAAUGGAUCAAAGUGGCAAUUGACACUAAAACCGCGCUCGGCAAUCUUUACGGUUUUUGCGGCGUAAUGCUCGGCUUAUGCUUGCCGCAAAUUCAAAGACUGGCCAAUACGUGGCAUCUGCUACGACAAAAACACACGGACGAAGCUUUCAGCUUCGAAGCGAAACUAAGGCCUACUCUACGAGCCAUGAAUGAGUGCACCAAUCCGCAGGCGCCUAACACAACACUACCACAUUUGCUACCAAUCGCGUUGCUUGGAGAACGUGGUCCCGAAGAUGUUUUAGGCACCGUAGCACCCUUUGGGCUCACGGCGGCGGUUCUUUCACCGUGGGAGAACUCUGCAUCCGACUGCGGCCUAUCGAUCGUCUGGUCGCAUCUCGAAGCGGCUCGCAAGCUGGCCGACAGCUUACCGCUUUUUCGUAGGAACGCGGAGAUCGCCCUGGACGGAUGCAGGAGCGACGAAUUGUUAUCGGACGCCUUUCGCACCGAGUUUCACAUCAAAUUCUUGUGGGGUAGCCGCGGUGCUACUGUCGCUCCGGAAGAACGUCACUUGAAGUUCAUCCAAGUCUUGGACGCGAUGUACGACAAAUGCGCGACGAGCGAAGUGACCGCUUAAAAACACGACCAAAGGAUCUCAAAGAUCUGAAUGGGGAGAGUCUGAAGGGUCUCUCUAUGAAAGCUCAUUCCUAUUUCUCGAAGUACUCGGUGAACGUCACCGUGGGUUCUUUUAGAUUUUUAUAGAAUGCGUCAGCUAACACGAUAACGAGAAAUUAAUACUUCCGCUGCGCAUAAUUAAAGUGGCAUCACCUUAUUGCUACUGUAAUCUCGAAUCGUAGAGCAUACCCCCGAAGUAUCGAAUGUUCUUCCACCUAAAUCCAACGCUUGUUCCGAAUCGUGUAAGCAACAGCACCCAAAGAAUCGAUCAAGAGGCUCGAUUAAAGCCUACCCUAUAUCGUCAACCGUACUUAACUUUAAUUAAUAAUGUAGUUCUAUAAUGUUAUGUUGUAAGUGUUGUUCAUAUUUGUUUCAUACUUAAUAUACAAAUUAAAAAGUA